AGUGAAUGAUGUACAUAAACAUAGAAAAUGUGAAUGUGUGAAACUUUACAGUCUAGUGAUAUUUUUUGAACUUUUUCAAAAUAUGUAACAAAAAAAGAUUGAUGUAGAUAUUUUUCUUUGAAUUUGCCUUAUCAGUUUUAUCCGUCCAUAAUCGUAACUAAGGUUACAGUUCUAAGAAUAGAAAUUCAGAUGAUUAAAGAAUAUCAAAGAAAAUGAGCAGAGGACCUAGAGACUUGCGGGAUCUUAUUUGUGUUUCGAGGCUUACUUUUCGGGAAAGUGAUGAUGAAGUGUUCAGUGAUAAUGAUAAUUUAAAAGGAGACUGGGAUGAAAUUUCAUUGGGCAGUUCAGGGUCAUGUGACAGUCGCCAAGGUUCAGCAUCUCAGCAGAAAGGUCAAUCACCAGAUUCUGGCUGUGUUACAAAUGGGGGCUCACCUUUGGAUUCAAAUUCUAGUCAGCCUUUGUUUGAGCCAGACUUAAAGCUUGAUCUUUCUUCUUUGAAUCAAAAGAAAAAAGCAAAAAAGAAGAAGAAAAAGAAAGCUUUAGAGACUGAGGUGCCUAGAUUUCCAUUCCCAAAACCUCCCCCUUUACCACCUCUUGGCAGAUCACUAUCAACAGAGCAAGAAGUGGAUCAUACAGGCAAUAUACCACAAAAUACAAAAUCAGGCACAUCAGCUAGAUAUAUAGGUACCAAAAAUGUGAAAAUAAAUGGAAGUAAAUCUAAAAGUAAAAACACUGAAGGUGUUGAGAAAAAAUCUCUAGAUAACUCUGAUGACAUUGAUGAAGAAUCAGUGCCUGUUAGACCUAAGUCUACGGGUGGUCGAACAUACCGUGUUACUGCUGCUAGUCAUGCUGAAAGUGGUGAUUAUGACACAAUGUUAAGUUAUAUGGAUGCAACAGUUGUAUCAGGAUGGUUGACACGUGCUAAUAAAAAUGUUUCGGAUGUAGCAAUGUAUAUUAAUUCAGAUGAUAAUUUUGUUCAAUUUGCACACUUUUGGCUCACAGAUUUUCCUGAUAGUCAGAAAAGGGAGAUUUUUGAGCUUGAAUUAGAAAUUCUAAGAGAAGAACUUGGUUUUGCUUUCGCUCCUGGAAGAGACGAAGGCAAGAUCUCACAUCGCGAUAUCUCGAAUCUCAUUGGUGCUAUAUUUCGGGAAUAUCCAGUAAAACUGGUUAGUGCACGGGGCAAUAUAUUGUUUCUGGAUUACUUAGACACAUUAACAUCAGCCAGGACUCCUAAAUAUAAAACACUAUUGUCCGAUGUGAAAUGCUCAACUAAAAACCGUCAAUAUGCUCAAUGGUUACUUGCCACCAGAUCGUUCACCUUAGUUAGUAUGUGGUGUGCAAUUGUAAACUUUUAUCGGAAUCUGUUGGGACGUCAUGGCAAUACAGACGGCAACUCUAUUCCUCAAGUACCUUCGGCUUUCAAUACAGUGUAUGAGAAGAGACUGUUUCAGGCGUUAAGGCGUGGUUACACAGAUGUUGUUCAUUAUUUAAACGUGGGAGACUAUGUCAAUUUGAGAAUGAUCGAUAGUCAUCAGAGAACACUCAUAUUUACUGCUGUCAUGCAUAAUCAGCCUAAACUAUUACAGUACUUGGUCGCAAGGGUAAAACCUUCUAUUGAUAUUAACCAUGUGUCCGACACUGGGAAUACGGCACUUCAUGCUGCAGUCAACAAUGGUAGUGCCCAGCUUGUGUCCGUAUUACUGAAAAACCCAAAUAUCAAUGUAAAUUGUGUGAACAUGCAAUGUGAGAAUGCAGCUCCUCUACACCUCGCAGUAAUGCAUGGUCAUAAAGAUGUUGUACAACUACUGCUGAAAGCUGGUGCUUCCACAACAUUAAAAAUGGGAGAUUUGUCACCUGUAGAUAUUGCACGAGAUUUCGACCACCCAGAGAUUCUCGAACUUUUUGAGACUAAGUAAUUGAAUUGUAACAACAUGGGGAAUCAAAGAAGUGUUAUUGCAUUUAGUGCAUAAUAUACAUGUUUUACAAGUCAAAUACAAUAUAAUAUAUGUAUUGGCAAAUAAGAUAGGAUUUACCUUAAGUUAAUCAAUGUGCUUAACAUGAUAUCCAUUCAAGGGUAUAUAGUGAGUGAAAAGUGAAAGUCAAAAUAAUAAUCCCUUUCAAUUCUAUAAUUUACUUUGCAUGAACGAUAAGUAACUCGCAUUGUCUAAAGAAAUUUCUGUAAAUAUCCAUUGUCAAUAAUCUGUAACAUCCAUUUUCAAAAAAUAGUGCCAGGGCAGUCUUUUUUCUAUUUUAGGCAGAUUUAUAUUUUAUCUUAAACAUUUUUCAAUAACAGUGUUGGUCAGUCACUCUUUUGAAAUAUAUAGUCAAUUCAGAUAAUCUUGACAAUGGAAAAUUGAGCAUAAUGUCUUUUUAAACAAUGUGUAAUAUCUGUGUGUUAAACAAGGCACAGAUGGCAAGUGAGGAUUUCCUCCAUAAUCAAAAUUGGACAGUCUUCCUGUACUUGUAAUAGACUUGAAACAUAGAUGUAUUUUAAGAGGAAGCAUAUCUAGGUCAGUUAAAUUUUAAUGGAUGAAAUGCAAUAAAUUACUAAAAGAAGGCCUAUGCCACUAACAUAAGAGCCGAGCCAGCUCAUACAUUUACAUGUAUAUUGUCAGGUUUUUUACUAUUGGCUGAUUAUUAAAAUAUAUUGAUAUUGCAAUACCUUUAAUUACAUGUAAUAGACUGUUCAAAAUACCAAAUGUAUGGAAAUGCUACUUCAUCUAUCACAUACAGUACUUCAUCUAUUACAUACAGACAUGUAUGUUUUGUUGUUGUUUUCUAGUGGCAUUAUUUGUUUCCUCAUCAACCUUUUAUCAUUGGUAAUGUUGUCCGAUUAUAGCAUUUGUCCAUCUUUACAUAUCAAGGCUAAAAAGAAGGGAUAUAUAAUAUAAAGUGACCAUCUUGUGUUUAAAACAUUUAUAGAAUAUAAUGUCUUUGAUGUUUAAAGCAAUGUACAUUGUGUAGGUAUUUCCCGAUUGUUUACAAUACUUAUCUCCCAUGCCAAAAGUUGCUGCCAUUUUGGGGGUUAGUAUUUUAUAUAAUAUAAUUGACAAAAUAAAUUGUAUGGGAAAAAAUCAAUAUAAACUGCUGAUUUUGGUGUCUUAUCAAAUUGUUUGAUACAUUUGAAGGAAAAUAUUACAAUACCAAUAUGUAAAAGAUUUUUAUCAGUUUUCAGGAACAUGAUAGAAUUAUUAGAGAUUUUUAUCUUAAGCAUAUUGGGAAUGAGAUUCAAAAUUGUGACCAGGGGAGGUAAUAAUUGAAAUGUCUAAAACAUCUAUGGUAAUUCACAUGUCUGUAAGAACUUAAUGUGAUUGAUGUGUUUUGAAGACAUGCAAGAAUAUUUAUUUUAUUGUUUUGCUAUGUACACUGCAAGUUAUUUGAUCACAUUGACAAUGCUUUUAUUCCUUACUUCACACAAUCAUGUCUUCAAGGUCAUAAUUGUAGGUCACAAAGCAAAACCCAUAGAUAAAGCAAGGGUUUGUACUCAAUUUUUCCCUUUGUCACCGUUCAGAUCUGUUCACUAUUUUUGUGAGAAGAUGUGUAAGAGGCAAAAUAGCUCAGUCGAUAGAACUGCGGAAUGGUAUUCUGAUGGUCUCCUAUUCGAGUACCAGUUGGGCUGCACCUUGUGACAUCUUUUAAGAAAUUUGUUUUUACAUCUGGGUCAUAUUGAAGUUUAGUUAAUCUUUGUAAGGCACAGCAAACAUUUCAAUGGAUUUAUAACCUAAUUUGGAUUUUGGCAGAGGGUUGUAAACAGCCUUAUAUAAUUGUAUGCGUGUUUGUAGACUGGACAUUUCUGUUAUAACUGGAAAUUAACAUUUGUUUCUGCUGAUUGUUGAUAAUUGUAUGAUUGUCGGAUAAAUAUAUUAUAAUGUUGCAGGUAUUUAUUAUAUUUAUUGCUUCACCAUGUUGCUUCAAGAAUUUUUGUUCACUUGUUUGUAUAAAACAUAAUGUAUGUAUUCUAUUUUUUAAGAUAUGAAAGUUUAAUGUUUUUGCUGUAAGCAGAAUUUAUAUUGAAAGAUAUCUGCAUGGCAGAUUUGAAGUUUCACAUUUUAUUUAUUUUGUUUUUGAAUUUUGAUAAUGAUGAAGUCCUCCAGAUAUAAUUACAGAGUAUGUAUUAUAAACUGCCAGUACAUGUAUAUAGGUACCUGAGAGUUGACAAUAUUGAUUGAUGUUCCUGGUCUUUAACACCCAGUAUUACAUACAUGUAUUAAGAAAAAGUAUUAUUAUUGACAUAUUGAUGAUAUUCACUGUCAAAAGGUAGUAGAACCAAAUUUAAUUCAAGUUAAAAGCUUUUUAUUUAGGUUACAAUUAGGACAAGUAUAUUGUUGGUCAGCCUGUCAUAUAUUACACAGAAUAAAGUAAAAAGAUUUUGUGCCAAGAUUUACACCUGUUUCACUGUCUAAAAGGUCAAGGUCAUAAUUAGAAGUAAGAGGACAAUAAAUCUCAAUUGAUCUUUAUGUUCCUUAGUUACAUAUAGUGAAAUGUUUUCUGGCAAACAUAAACAUUGUAAUUAUGUUGUUUUAUGUACACCUAGGUUGACAUUUUAAGUAUGAACUACUGGUAGAAUGUAAUUUUUGAAAGCAAACUUUCAUUUUUCUAUUCAGGUUGUCCUGUAAAAGCUAAAAUUUGAAAAAUUUCUUGUGUUUAUAGUUAUGCUUUUAGGACUUAUAUAUGUAUAUGAUGCUUAAUUAAAGGAAAAUUGAUAGAGUUUUCUUUUUUAGAAUAAGAAUUCAAACUGUCUGUUAUAAGAGUGAAUGUUGCUGUAAAUGUUGAAAGAACAUGAUAUAAUUUUGUAUGACUGACGAAGAAGUCAGAUAUAGAAAUUUUAAUUUAUGUGUGUGUAUAUGUUGUGAAGCUUCAAUUGAAUAGAUGAUUUAAUAUUUACCAUUGUUUGUGACUUCAUACAGAUAAUGUUGUUUUUUUCCUGUGAUAAGAUAAUGGAUUUAUAAGAAGUUAUUGAAGUGUUACUAAGUAUUUGAUAGUAAAAAUACCAUUUGACAA
Molecule: messenger RNA, 5001 nt
Organism: Ruditapes philippinarum (Manila clam)
Lineage: Eukaryota; Metazoa; Mollusca; Bivalvia; Venerida; Veneridae
Exons: 3
Coding region: 213-1916 (567 amino acids)
Molecular function (GO): protein binding
Source: RefSeq, a predicted model, not a curated record